AUAUGAUAACAUUUUGAUGUAAAUUAGUUAGUUAGCUCUUGUAUCUCGAUUGAAGUGGACUUGUCUGUGAUUUAAUUAAAAAUGAAAUUUGUACUCCUCUGCCUGCUAGCCGCGUAUUGCUACGCCGCUGACAUGGGUGAAGAAUUGCUUUCAAAAAUUGAAAGACAUGAAAGUAUACUUCGCAUGUGGGCACAAGAUAACUCACAGUUAUUGUCGACAGUCAUCGAAAAACAAAAGAAAUAUGAAAAUGCUAAGAAAAACGAGCGUAUACUGUUAGAAACUGUCGAUUAUUUGGUUAAAACUAACAUGGAAAUGUUAGAAAAUGUUUUAACACAACUAAAGAAUGUACGAACAAACUUAAACGAGGGCGAAAACUUGGGAGAAGCCUCUAUUGAAAAUAAGUUCGGCAAGGUGGGAGAUGAUUCUUCCUCUAACAAUUAUGAAACAGACUCCGACACCCGUACGCUUCAGUUUAUUAAUGAUAUCAUGAAAAAUAAUGGAAAGCGAACCUAUUAGACAAAUAAUAAUAGAGCUUAUUUAAUUUUUUAAAGACGAUCUAUCUCUCUGUUUCCUGGAUGGAUUUUUAAGUGAAAAAAAAAGAUACUUUUAUUCAUGUAUAGCAUACCAAUAUACUAGAUUUACAACUAUAUUAAACUAUAUUGUAAUAUUAAAAAACCCUGUGACAAAUAAAAAUAUAUAUUACAUAAGAAUUACUUACCCACGAAUCCAACCAUUUAUCCACAAUCUCAGAUUGAAAUAAUUUGAGAUCAGACCGUGACAGUCGAUCGAUCUCCUAUCUGCAUCCCAAUAACCAAACCCUACGAAGACA
This is a messenger RNA of Pieris rapae (cabbage white), 829 nucleotides long. RefSeq lists its product as uncharacterized. The record is from RefSeq and is a predicted model, not a curated record. The transcript has 2 exons. The coding region runs from base 82 to 516 and encodes 144 amino acids. Lineage: Eukaryota; Metazoa; Arthropoda; Insecta; Lepidoptera; Pieridae.